Eremothecium sinecaudum is the source of this 1155-nucleotide messenger RNA. It is a transcript of the gene WHI5, whose product is annotated as transcriptional repressor WHI5. The coding region runs from base 1 to 1155 and encodes 384 amino acids. Lineage: Eukaryota; Fungi; Ascomycota; Saccharomycetes; Saccharomycetales; Saccharomycetaceae. The transcript has a single exon. The record is from RefSeq and is a predicted model, not a curated record. Gene Ontology annotation, molecular function: transcription coregulator activity. Gene Ontology annotation, cellular component: SBF transcription complex; cytoplasm.
AUGGAUAAUACUCCUAAAAGGACUAGAAGAAGUUCAUUUUCCGAUGGUGAUGCUGAUAAGAGAGAUCACGGACUGCGGUCUCCGCAGACACCCUCACCGCCAGGUUCUAGUGCUAAGCAUGGUAAAUCGAAUUCUAAUAUCAGUUUUAAGACAUCCCCCCUCCAGAACACUAAAGGUGGUGGUGUAGUGCGAAAUGGGAGUAAGACGGGAGGGACUGGGCCGCCGCAGUCGCCAAGUUCGAGAGUAAGGCUGCUGCCACCUACGACACCAAAAUCAAGGAUAUCGGAGGCGUUUCUGUCGCCUUCUCCUGCAUUGCAGUCGCCUGCGAGUCAGCCGAUACCCAAAGAUAAUGACAAGCCCAUUAGAGCUAUAUCGAAUAACUUAAAAACGAGACUUAACUACGCAUUUGUAAAACUACAAAACGGCUGGCAAAACAAGACUUUACCGGAGUUGGAGACGGAGUUGGAGGGGACAGGGUCGCCACGUAAACGGCAUGGGCGAUCACCCUCAUCUACUUCUCAACCGUUGUAUCAGUACAGUAACAAGUAUGCGACCUCGGACGGUGAAGAGGCAUGUGAGUUAGAUGACUCAAUGGAAAGCAGCGCUCAAUCAGCAUUUUUAAAAGCUCUUUCCAGUCCAGCGAAAAAGCCACGAUCUGUGUCAAGAAGCGGCAUUACGCCGCCAUUUCCCAACAUACCAUCAUCUACUUCAUCUAGAAACCAGCCUUCGGAAGUCGAGGCCAUUGAGACGCUCAUGUCCCUUUCUACAUCACAAAAGCGGCAGUCGCACGGAGUUCGCGAUGUCAAGCACACUACAGGCGAGCAGACCUCAUUCACGUCGUCUGGAUCACUAUCAAGUAAUGCAAACUUCCCCGGUCCAGCCAAGUAUAUUUUUCCACCCGCGCAGCCAGCUGCCUCUGUGUCCGGUACAUUAUCCUCGCCGCAAUCUGAUCCGGCAGGCGGCUCGCCAAAAAAAGAGCUGGUGAAACCCCUUUUCCUGAACACAAUAGACAAUACGCAGCAGACGCAGCAGACGCAGCAUCAUGACCCUCACCAACCUCUUCAUCACCCUGAAAAUCAAACAGAUGUCGAAACGGAUAUUGAAGAUCCACGGUCAAGUGACACUAAUGAUGAAUUUGAAGAUAAUGACAAAUAA